Molecule: messenger RNA, 834 nt
Organism: Rasamsonia emersonii CBS 393.64
Lineage: Eukaryota; Fungi; Ascomycota; Eurotiomycetes; Eurotiales; Trichocomaceae
Product: Flavoprotein oxygenase
Exons: 2
Coding region: 1-834 (277 amino acids)
Molecular function (GO): FMN binding
Source: RefSeq, a predicted model, not a curated record
AUGACAUCCAAACAUCCCCCCUUCAAAGAAGUGGAAAACUCCCGCCCGCCGUGGCGCGAGGACGUCUCGCCGACGUACACGCGCACCCGCAACCCGGACUGGAAGCCCGGCGAGGGCGCCAACGAUGGCGGUGCCAGCCUGAGCAAAAAGCACGUCGAGAUCGACCCGUAUGCUGAGGGACGGGCGCCUAUCCUCAACUACAAGCUGCUGAUCAGCGCGGUGGUUCCACGGCCGAUUGGGUUUAUGAGCACGAGGUCGAGGGAUGGCACAAAAACCAACCUCUCCCCCUUCAGCUUCUUCCAGAUGAUCGGGUUCGACCCGCCGCUGUUCGUCUUCGGCAUCGUCGGGUCGCCGACAACCAACCCCAAGGACAGCCUGCGCAACGCGAUCGAGAGCGGCGAGUGCGUCAUCAACAUCAUCUCGGAGCACUUCAUCGAGGCGGCCAACUUCACGUCCAUCGACGCGCCGUACGGCGUGUCCGAGUUCGCCGUGUCGGGCCUGCACAUGGCGCCGUCGGCCGUGGUGUCCGCGCCGCGCGUGCAAGAGGCCAUUUUCUCGGUUGAAGCCCGCCUCGUCGAGACGCGCGAGUACAAGAGCAAGCUCGACCCCAGCCGCACGUCGUCCACCAUGCUCGUCGUCGAGGGCGUGCGCUUCUGGGCCCGUGAGGACGCUAUCAACGACGACCGCGACCGCCUUGACCCGGCUAUUCUAAGGCCUAUGAGCCGUCUGGGCGGUAUCUCGUACGGCCGGCUGACGGAGAUGAUGGAGUUGCCGCGACCGGAAUGGGCCAAGUUGGAUGAGGAGGAGAAAAGGAAGUUUUCUAGUCAGAGUUAG